AUGAUGCACAACCCACUCCUUGUCGCAAUACUUCUGGCGUUCGCCUUUCCUGCCGCGCCAGCCUCUCAUCCCGACGCCAUGGCCCCAGAACCUGAGAGGGACGUUGGCCGUGAGAAAAGACAAGCCUCUGACCCUCGUCUGGCUGGGUACAUCACACAGGCACUUACGGAGGCUAACGCGGAACUGCUUUACCAGAAAAACCUCGAUAAAACUAUGUUACAACAAGGUGUCGAUAUUCCCUCCGGAAGCCACUCUUAUUUUUGGCACCUGGGGCGUUUUUUGUACACCAAAAAUAAAGAGGUGGUUGACGUUUUGUCGGACAAGGCUUGGGUCAUCGUCCGCGCGACCAAGCGUCUCGUGGAAAUGACGGGAAUGCCGCUACGCCAGCUUAUGACCAAUCCUCAGGUUGUAGCCGAAUGGCGCCGACAGGUGAGGCCCACAUGUCCAUUCAAACCCCCAACAUGUGACUUGCAGUAUCCGUACCGAACUGCCAACGGAUACUGUAACCACCUACAGGACACGACACAGGGGGCUGCUCUCACGAGACAACGACGCAUGAUGCUCAACAGUUAUGAGGAUGGUAUCGAUUAUCCCCGGGUUCGAAGUAAAAGCGACAGGACACUGCCCAGUGCUAGACUGGUCAGCAACAUCAUGCAUAAGGCUGGGGAGUGUCCACUGGCCAGCAAACAAUUUACGGUUCUGAUCAUGCAGUUCGGACAGUUUAUCGAACAUGACGUCAUCUCAACGCCCAUGAUAUCAGGUACCGACGGUGCAGACAUCAUGUGUUGUGGGGGCCCUCAAAACGUUACUGACAGGAGAGCUGCCUGUUUCCCGAUCAGUAUCCCACCCGGUGACGGCCGAUUCUCCGAAAGUUGUAUGACGUUUGUCCGAUCUACUCCAGGCCUCAAACUCAACUGUGAUAUGGGUAUCCGAUCUCCUAUGAACCAAGCUAGUGCCUUCAUGGACGGGUCCCAGAUCUAUGGAACCUCGGAAGACGAAACGAAAGGGCUGAGAUCGUUUCUUGGAGGAAUGUUGAAGAUGACGACGUUAGGACUUCCCCCACCAAGCGAGGAGGAAAUGUGCAUUAAGGAGGCUCCAGGCGAUUAUUGCAUGUUAGCUGGUGACUUCCGGGUAAAUCACGUGCCAGGUUUGACAGUGCUCCACACUACCUUCCUUAGAGAACACAACCGCAUCGCUAGCCACUUUACUCUGAUAAAUCCUGGCUGGAAUGACGAGCGGACAUUCCAGGAAACCCGGAAACUCAUUAUAGCUAUGCUACAGCAUAUGGUUUUUAACGAACUACUUCCGUCCAUUCUAAAUGAGGAUCAUGUUAUCAGGUACGAUAUUCGUUCGAGUACACAAGGAUUCAGUGCGACCUAUGACCCGGAUACAGAUGCUUCUAUAAUGAUGGGAUUCUCAGCAGCUGCAAUGCGCUUCCCUCACACGAGAAUUCCAGAUGUACAAGGAAUGGUCGACGACUCAUUUUCUACUCAACGGAAUAAUCUUAUAUUUGCAACUUUUGAUAAACCAAGGUUCGUUUUGGAAAGAAUGGGUCAAGCUUUAAAUGACUUUGCCAGGUGGCUUAUUUCUUUCCCUGUUAUGGAAGACGAUAGAUUUGUCCAAGAUGGAGUGCGAGAUUUUCUUUUCCUGGAUAAUAGAGGUCAUAGCUUUGACCUGGUAGCUUUGAACAUUCAAAGAGCACGUGACCAAGGUAUACCGACAUACAACGAGUGGCGGAAAUUAUGUGGACUCGUUCCCGCAACCUAUUUCGCAUCCGGGCCAGGCGGACUCGUCGAUCAUGAACCGGAAGUAGUUCGACUGCUUUCAACUGUGUACAGUGAUGUAGAUGACAUUGACCUAUUUACUGGGGGAUUGUCUGAAAUAACACUUCCUGGAGCAGCUACCGGACCAACAUUUGCAUGUAUUAUUGCCACACAGUUCAGGAGCCUGAAAGUCGGCGACAGGUUUUGGUAUGAAAAUAAGCAUCCGAUCACCGGAUUUACUGAGGAGCAAUUGAACGAGAUCAAGAAAAUCCGACUGUCAAAAGUGAUGUGUAAUAAUCUCGACACUCCCUUCAUACAACCCAACGUCUUCCGUUUCGUUGGCAACGGGAACGCUCGCAUACCCUGUGGAGAGCUUCCGGACAUAAACCUCGAUGCGUGGAAAGAUGGAUCACCACACCGAAGAUUAUUACCUCCGGAUUAUGAAGACGGUAUUGAUUCGCCUCGUAUCCGAGCAGAUAAUGGUGCAAUUCUCCCCAGCGCACGUUUGGUCAGCAACACACUACACAAUGCUGGUCGUACACACACUAGUGAAUCCUUUACCGUUAUGUAUAUGUCAUUUGGCCAGUUCCUUGACCACGACCUCACAAGUACUGCUUCACUUAAAGAUGAGAACAACAACCCUAUUGAUUGCUGCUCAAAUAGCAACGCUGCACUAUCAAGUGCCUGUUUCCCGAUAAAAAUACCCAUCAACGAUACAAGAUUUACCAAGUCGUGUAUGAGUUUUACACGGUCUGCAGCUGCAGUUAAGAACGGAUGUGACCCAGAUUAUCGUCAACAAAUUAAUCAACUGACUUCAUACCUUGAUGCAUCUAACGUAUACGGAUCUACUUUAGAGUCACAAGAAAGGCUGAGGGAGAAAUCUGGAGGACGCAUGCGCGUAUCAGACCAAGGCGACCUACUUCCUUCAUACAAAAAUAAUACCUGCAUACUGACCAAUCCUUCAAAAACCCACUGCUUUGACGCAGGUGAUGAAAGGAAUUCGGAGGUGCCUACAUUAACGACAUUACACAUCGCUUUCCUAAGAGAACACAACAGGAUAGCAAACACUCUCCGAUUGAUCAAUCGUGAUUGGAACGAUGAACUGGUUUUUCAAGAAGUGCGAAAAAUUGUUGGGGCAUUACUUCAACAUAUAGCAUAUAACGAAUACCUACCAAAAGUUAUAGGACCAAGCUUCAUGGACAUGUAUGACUUGAAACCAACUCCCACUGGAUUUAGAUCUGUGUAUAAUGACACUAUAGAUGCCACUGUUACCAACGUAUUUGCAACUGCAGCUUUCAGGUUUGGCCACUCACAGAUACCAGAUAAGAUGAUGCUGAUUAAUAAAAGAUUUAAAAAGAAAGCUAUUAUGAACUUAGAAAAACAAUAUUUCAAACCGGAUCUCAUGUUCGAGAAGAAUGGCCCAGAGUGGCUAGCACGGUGGCAGGUUUCAUAUGCUCAGACUAAAGAGGAUAACUCUAUUCAGAGCAGUGUGAGAAAUUUCCUAUUUUUAGACUCAAAAAAUGAUAGUCUUGACCUCGCUGCUUUGAACAUGCAACGGGGGCGUGAUCACGGACUGCCAUCAUACAAUGCCUGGAGGUCUUGGUGUGGCCUUAAUCCGGCCUCAGACUUUAGUCACCGCAAAAGUGGACUCGUCAACCAUUAUCGCACUGGCAGAAAUAGACUUUCUCGUAUUUACAGUUCCCCCAAUGAUAUUGACCUUUACAGUGGUGGUUUGUUGGAGAAACAUCUGCCUGGUGCCUUGGUGGGUCCAACGUUUGCUUGCAUCAUUUCCAGACAGUUUCGGGAUUUACAAAAGGGCGACAGAUUCUGGUAUGAAAACGAUGCGCCAUAUACUGGAUUUUCGGAAGCUCAACUGAAUGAAAUCAAGAAGAUGACUUUGUCAUCCAUUCUGUGCACCAAUCUCCAUUUAGUGAAAACACAGCUAGACUCCUUCCAAAUGAAAUCCGAUACGAACCAAAGGAGAGAAUGCAAUAGCCUCCCGACAAUGGAUUUGACGAAAUGGGCCGCAAAUUAGAUUUUAACCAUUUCACCACUGUAGACCAUAAUGGACUCAUCCAAAUCAAUGCAUGGAAGAGUUUACUGAAGUUACAUAGGGGUGAAAGGCUUAACGUAAUCCAAUGGCAUACUUCUUUCUCUUCUGCUGAAGAUGUCAAGGAAAGAAUAACCUCACUUUAGUCGACAAAAAAGACUGAUAACAAUGAACUCUGCGUUUAGGCAAUGGAAACAGAGUUAUCUAGAGAGCCGAUGCUGAGAUAACAUAUGACGACGGUUUGAUACCGAGGACAUUUACGGUUUAAUUCAUGAUAUGUAACUUCUUAUCUCACCGAAAACAUGCCUAGUAUACAGACUAACUCUAACCCUCCUGUUAAUCUUUUGCUCGUGCAUGUCACUAUUAUAACCUGUUAUAACACAGAGCGUUUGUAUGUCUUGUUUAUAUGCUAAACAUCACAAAGUUAAGGAUACCAAUAAUACAUUGAUCAGCAUUAUGAUUUGAGUUUUUGGAUGGAAUGUCUUUUUAUACAAUACUGUAAAUGAUGAAACAUUUGCCAUUUUAGUUAUCCUUGUUCAAUUUACCGGAAACAUAAACUAGCAUGUAAUGUGAAAUUAUAAGAAUAGGAUAAGGACAAAAAUAUCCGGAUUAUUAUCAUUUUAUUGUUGUUUUGAAAACCUGUAUGUAUUAUACUAGAAUUAAUUUGAUUAACAAAAUGUGAGAUUGUCAAUUUGAAAGAUGUUCAUAGAAAAACAAUCAACUUAAGAUCUUCUAGCGUCCUACCGUAAUUGUCAUUUUAUCAUAUGUAUUCCGUCUCUGCGUAUUGCAGAGUUAUCUUUUCUCG
Messenger RNA from Mizuhopecten yessoensis (Yesso scallop), 4618 nucleotides. RefSeq lists its product as uncharacterized. Gene Ontology annotation, biological process: response to oxidative stress. The record is from RefSeq and is a predicted model, not a curated record. The coding region runs from base 1 to 3798 and encodes 1265 amino acids. The transcript is spliced from 22 exons. Gene Ontology annotation, molecular function: peroxidase activity; heme binding. NCBI's taxonomy places the organism in Eukaryota, Metazoa, Mollusca, Bivalvia, Pectinida, Pectinidae.